AGGAAACGAGGAGGACCAUGGACGGAUGGCGUCCGUGCCAUGUUUGAUCCGCGACCUCGAAUGUCAUGUCUAGAAACAUCAUCAUGGAAUGAGAACACAAUCCCCUAAGAAAACCUCUCCGAUCCCGAGAGGAGCAAAUUCCCACCACCGUCCUUUGUAUCCCCACCCCUGCGUAUGGAACAUUCGGAUAGAGAAGGAGAGAGGGGGAUGGAUAGCUCGCGUGCGGACCGCCUCCCCUCGGGCCAAUCCUGAAUCACCUCAAAUAGAUAGUAAAAUAACAAAAAACAGAAAAAAGAUUCCCUCCUCCUUUCCCGAAUCUCUAAAUCGAAUUCUAAACCAUCUAUUACAUGUCCCCUUCCUCCCAGAGGAAUAUCCAGGCGAUCCAGUCAACGCCAUCAUCAUCAUCAUCAUCAUUGUGAUCGACGCCCCCUGUAUCCUCCUCCUCAGCCCACCCCCCAACGGGAGAAAAAAUCCCGUCGUCUACUGCCCUUUCUUCAUAAUACAAAUAUUCAAAUCGAAAUCCCUUCCCCGAGCCGAAAGACUCCUGUAUAGAAUUAUCAUUCUCCGGCCCCGCUUGUCCCGUGAAGGCCAGCAGAAGGGGGGGAUAAAGAAGGAGAAAAAAAAAUCGCUCGUGGCGAAAGGACGAUGACGACGCAGAGGAAUGGAGGGAUCCUUUCGACGGAUGCUUUUUUCCACCGAGUGGGCC
This is a messenger RNA of Dissoconium aciculare CBS 342.82, 706 nucleotides long. RefSeq lists its product as uncharacterized. Lineage: Eukaryota; Fungi; Ascomycota; Dothideomycetes; Mycosphaerellales; Dissoconiaceae. The record is from RefSeq and is a predicted model, not a curated record. The coding region runs from base 89 to 649 and encodes 186 amino acids. The transcript has a single exon.